Molecule: messenger RNA, 405 nt
Organism: Parnassius apollo (apollo)
Lineage: Eukaryota; Metazoa; Arthropoda; Insecta; Lepidoptera; Papilionidae
Source: the annotation of a GenBank genome assembly
AUGUCGACGGGGAAACGACUCGCGAAGCGCUCCAUCAUAGGGACGCGUGUCGCGGCGCUUGGAGAAGACGGAUUAUACCAUUCUGGUAUGAUUCAGGCAGUGAAGACGCCGGCGCCAUUCCCGGAGAAUAACAACUGUAUAAAUUUAACGCCGAAUACACGAUAUACAGUACGGUUCGAUGGCGGUAAAGUGAGCCGUGAAUAUCGUGACGCAGAGCUGAUCGGGCCCGGUUUCCGCGGAAUGACUGGCGUGCGUCUUCAGCCCGGCCAGCGCGUCUUUCUCACCCACAAUGGCCGAGAAGUGCGUGCUGACGUGCUCUGUCAUGAUCACGAAACUGAUGAGCUCCAUGUCCAGGUGCACACACCUGCCGCUGAAGAAGCGAUAGUACUGAAGUUUUCAUCGUAA